Messenger RNA from Hippocampus zosterae (dwarf seahorse), 3847 nucleotides. RefSeq names its product bone morphogenetic protein/retinoic acid inducible neural-specific 2 (gene brinp2). The transcript is spliced from 9 exons. Gene Ontology annotation, biological process: positive regulation of neuron differentiation; negative regulation of mitotic cell cycle. Bases 686 to 3115 code for a protein of 809 amino acids. The record is from RefSeq and is a predicted model, not a curated record. Lineage: Eukaryota; Metazoa; Chordata; Actinopteri; Syngnathiformes; Syngnathidae.
GGGGCGCGCUCUCGGGAACAGCGGCACACGAAUCGACGCUUCGCGACGACGGCUCCCGGGACGAAUAGCCCCCCGUGAGUGGUAGACAGCGGCGUGAAAGGGAAAGGGAGACGAGUGACGAAGCGCUCCGCCUUUACGAGCAGCGGCGCCGCGAUGCCUCGGCGAGGAGCCGAAUGGGUCCGAAGAGCAAAGUGAGGCGACGUUGACUUCCCUGGAUUAUUUAGCCACUGCUUCACCGAAAGCGAACUUUAGCAGCACGUCAAUUUGUCGUGCUCGAUCGCGGAUUAUGCAAGCGAAAGAGAAAAUCGCCGGAUUGUGAGAAUUUUUUCGAACUCCACGUGUGGUGGUUGUUGGCGUUUUAUUUGUUUGUUUUGGUUCUCUCUGAAACGUGCGCGCCUUGACGACAAUGACUGGAUAUGUACGGCUGCCGUUUAAUUCUUCCCCGGGGAGACGAGGCGAGUGAGUGCGGGGCAGAGAAAGCAGGAGGACAUCGGAGGGAAACGGCGAAGCCGAGUCGGUGGCGUUCGGCUGCCGUCUUCGAGUUCUUUUUUCCCCAUCCGACCCAAGCAGGACACACAUCGGGACGCGCACCUGGAGGAAUCAGCGUUCACAACCUCGGCCAGCGGGAGGCGAGUGUCCGAAGAAAUGCCGGUCCGCGGUGCCCUAGAACAUCACCACCGGCACCAUGGCAAGUCAUUGGCCUGUGAGAAAAGAGGAGUGCUCGCACAGGUCCGCCUCUCCCGCUAGAUGGUCGGCACCCUCCUUGAUGCUUCUAUGGCUGCCGUGGGUGGUCUUCUGGCUGCUGUGGCCCGUCCGAGCCGAACAAGUGGCACAACACGUGGGCAAAGGGCCUCGCGGGUCCGCCGCGUCAUCUUCCUCCUCUCCCUCCGGCUCCUCGGCGUGGGGCUUCAGCACAAGGCAGAGCGGAGGGCAGCUGGACUGGCUGCUGUCAGAAAAGGGACCUUUCCACCGUUGCCCUGAGUACACCGAGUUCAGAGAGAGGUUCCAGCAGGGAUUUUCCACCAGAUACAAGAUUUACAGGGAAUUCAGCCACUGGAAGGUAAGCGGCCUGGCGACGGAGAAGAGGGACUUCCCCAAAGCGGCGUUGCCCUUAGCCCCGGAGUUCCGACGCAACCUGCGAUUACUGGGCCGACGGCCGACCUUGCAGCAAAUCAACGAAAACCUCAUCAAGAAGUACGGGACCCACUUCCUGGUGUCUGCUACCCUCGGAGGCGAGGAGUCGUUGACCAUUUUCCUGGACAAGCAAAAACUGACUAAGAAGUCGGAAGGCAACAGCAACAGCACCGCGGUGUCUCUGGAGCUGCUCCAUCAGCUCGCCGCUUCCUACUUCACUGAUCGAGAGAGCACCCUGAGGAGAUUGCACCACCUGCAGAUCGCCACUUCGGCAAUUAAGGUGACGGAAACAAGAACGGGUCCUCUCGGCUGCAGUAACUAUGACAGCUUGGAUUCCGUUAGCUCAGUGUUGGUGCACAGUCCAGAAAAUAAGAUCCAUCUCAAAGGCCUGCAAGACGUCUUGCCCGAUUUUCUGCGCGGGCGUUUUGUGGAGGCGGCGCUCAGCUAUGUGGCGUGUAACUCGGAGGGCGAGUUGCUCUGCCGCGGCAACGACUGCUGGUGCCGAUGCGGCCCUCGCUUCCCCGAGUGCAAUUGUCCCUUGGCCGACAUCAAGGCGAUGGAGGAGAACCUGGAGAGAAGCAAAGAGGCCUGGAACACUUUCAACCGAGACUUUAUGGAAUCAGAUGAAUUCAAAGGCUUCCUGAAAGGCUUGCCCGCUGACCAAUUCUUGAACAUGUCCACCAUUGCCAAGUACUGGUCGGCGGACUUCCCGCUGCAGAGGCGCUACGCUCAUCUGGAAUCCGGCACGGCUUUGGUCCUGGGCAAGGCACAGAAGAUCGUGAGAAAAUUGUUCACCCUCAGCAAACGAUGUCCGAAACAACCUCGAAUAAGUCUCCCUCGAGAAAGGUCGCUUGCCUUUUGGCUAAGCACGGCUCAGUCGCUGCUCUACUGCAACGACCGCGGCGUCCUGGGAUCGUUCUCCGAGGAGGUCAAGACUUGCAGCUGCCCUGCGGAACACCCGACUUGUCAGGGCGCCAUCCCAUGUGUCGUCGGCGCCUCGUGCUCGGCUUGCGCCGCGGACAACGUGACCCGCUGCGGCUCCUGCCGCCACGGCAACCUGCUCCACCUCGGUUCCUGUCGACCGAGCAUCGCCGCGUCCCUGGACCACUAUCUGAACUUUGACCUCGACGUGCCGGAUGCCGAGGCCAAAUACCUCCUUGAGCGGCUGGACAGCAAAAUGGAGGUGCACGCCAUUUACAUCAGCAACGACGUCCGUCUGGGAAGUUGGUUCAAUCCGGCUUGGAGAAAGAGGAUGCUGCUGACUCUCAAGAGCAACAAAAAUAAGUCCAAUCUCAUCCACAUGUUGAUGGGCAUGACUUUCCAGAUCUGCUUAACGGAGAACUCGACGCUGGAGCCCGUGCCGGCCAUUUACGUCAACCCUUUUGGGGGCAGCCACUCGGAGAGUUGGUUCAUGCCCGUCAACCGGCCCGACUUCCCCAACUGGGAGAGAACUCGACUGGACUCCGCCGCCGCCCCCGCCGCCGCCGUUGCGCAAUGCUACAACUGGACCUUGUCCUUGGGCACCCAGUGGAAGUCCUUCUUCGAAACCGUCCACAUCUACCUGCGGAGCCGCAUCGUCACCGACGACCCGACGGCCAACGAAACGCUCUUCUACGAACCUUUGGACCCGGACGACCAGACGUCCAACCUGGGUUACAUGAAGAUCAACACCCUGAAGGUUUUUGGAUACAGCAUGCACUUUGACCCCGAGGGAAUGAAGGACUUGAUCCUCCAGCUGGACUACCCGUACACGCAGGGAACGCAGGACGCCGCCUUUUUCAUGCUGCUGGAGAUGAGGGAUCGCGUGAACAGGUUGGCCCCGCCGGCGCCGCAGCCGCUCGACCUCUUCUCUUGUCUGCUGCGUCACCGACUUAAGUUGUCCGCCGGCGAGGUGGCGCGCAUCAACGAGGCUCUUCGGAUCUUCAACUCCAAGCUGCCCGACGCCGCUCCCGAACCCGAGCUGGCUCAGCUCUGCGGCUAAGCCGGACGGCCGUACUCUGGGAUAUUCUCCCGCUGAACCUCGGGCUUUCGCCGUGUCCUUUGGCUCGUGACUGUCGGAGGCCGACGACGGGGGCGCCUCGGAGGACCUGCCGGGGGGACGGGAAGUUUGGCCGAACUGGCUUCCUUUCGCCGCCACUGCCUUUCUAUCGGCAAGCGACCCGACGGCUGCGGGACUCGUGUCAUUCGAUCGGUAUCGAAGAACUCUUCAGGGGUCAACAAGAGCAAGAUCGUCCUUUUGUAUUUUCUUUGGUUACCGAACAACCGAGAGAGGAAUACAAACGAAAUCCGCUUUGAAACGACGUUACGCUUACGUUUUCAUAACCCCGACCGCGUUGCUAUCUACCAAUAUUUCUUUUCAACCCCUGCCUUGCAUUUUUUUAAAAUAUUUUAUUUAAAUGGACAUUUCAAAACACGUAUUCCCGCCGAGCAACCGAGAGGCUUGUUAGUGUUCGCUCUGUACUUGGUGAUGUGUGUUUACCAGAAAAGAAGAAAAAAAAAAAAAAGGUGAACACAUUGGCAACGCAAAUAGCGACGUAGCUUCGAUGUUGCUUCUUUUCUUUGUCUCCUUUUGAGAUGAAAACCGAAGGUGAUGCGGUUAUAAAAAUAUUAUCGACGUUUGCGAGUACGGUCCUGUAAAUAUCGCGCCAUUGAACUUGAACAUGUGCACACUGCUUUUUAGAUAACUAAGUGCAAAGACCAAAAAAAAAAACAA